AUGUCCAGCAAGCCUUCACGCCGCGCUCAGCUUCGCGGCGCCGCGAGUGCGGCCCCCAGUGAGGGCACCGCGGGAGCAGCGCUUCCGCCUUCGCUGUUCGCCAAGGGCCCCUUCCCCUUCCGCUCUGCCCUCCUCGCCUCCGCCGCCCCCGACACGCUUCCGCCAGGCCCUGGCGGGGAAACGCAGGCGGCGGGCGUCGAGACGACGGACGGCGGUCGCACUGACACGGUUCGCUGCUCCGAGGGCGCGGAGGGGAGGGGCGAGAGUGACGGCAGCGACGGGUUGGGCGGUCAGCGGCGAGGGCUGACGUGUUGGAGUUGCGGGGAGGCGUUUGAUGACGUGGCGGAGCAGCGCGCACACUUCAAGAGCGACUGGCACCGCCUCAACGUGCGCCGCCCUGCUGUGCCCCUUGCCCCCUUGCCCCCUUGCCCUUGCCCCUUGCCCCCAUGCCCCUUGUCCUUGCCCCCAUGCCCCCCGCCCCCAUGCCCCCCGCCCCCAUGCCCCCCGCCCCCAUGCCCCCCGCCCCCAUGCCCCCCGCCCCCAUGCCCCCCGCCCCCAUGCCCCAUGCCCCCAUCAUUCCUCCAUGCCACUAUGACCCCACCCUCCUUUCCUUUCCGUCCCACUCUUCUCCAAUUCUCCUCUCCUCCGCUCCCCCUAAUCUCCUCUCCUUCGUUCCUCUUCUCUCAUCCUCUGCUCCUCCUCUUCUCCGGUCGCGCAGCGCUGUCAGAGGAGGCCUUCGCCGCGCUGCUGGACGCCAGGCGCACGGGGGAGGGGGGAAGGCGCAGGGGCAGGCAGGGCAGUGCGGAUACCGUGGGCGCUGCUGUGAGUGGCGGGGCGGGCGGGGCAGCAGAGGAGCAGCAGGGGGAGGGGGGAGGCGAGGAGGACGAUGACUGGUCGAGCAUUUCCGGGUCGGAGGACGAGGAAGGGGGGGACGACGCGGACGAGGGGCAGCAGCAGCAGGGGGAGGGGGAGGGCAGGGUAGCAGGGGCAGGGCGGGGGGCGAAGGUGCACUUCGUGCUGCCCCACACGGGCGUCACUUUCGCCCUUUGGCGUGCGCUCUUCCCCCCAGGUGCGCUCUUCCCCCCAGGUGCGCUCUUCCCCCCAGGUGCGCUCUUCCCCCCAGGUGCGCUCUUUCCCCCAGGUGCGCUCUUCCCCCCAGGUGCGCUCUUCCCCCCAGGUGCGCUCUUCCCUCCAGGUGCGCUCUUCCCUCCAGGUGCGCUCUUCCCCCCAGGUGCACUCUUCCCCCCAGGUGCGCUCUUCCCUCCAGGUGCGCUCUUCCCUCCAGGUGCGCUCUUUCCCCCAGGUGCGCUCUUCCCCCCAGGUGCGCUCUUCCCCCCAGGUGCGCUCUUCCCUCCAGGUGCGCUCUUCCCUCCAGGUGCGCUCUUCCCCCCAGGUGCGCUCUUCCCCCCAGGUGCGCUCUUCCCCCCAGGUGCGCUCUUCCCCCCAGGUGCGCUCUUCCCCCCAGGUGCGCUCUUCCCCCCAGGUGCGCUCUUCUCCCCAGGUGCGCUCUUCCCCCCAAGUGCGCUCUUCCCCCCAGGUGCGCUCUUCCCCCCAGGUGCGCUCUUCCCCCCAGGUGCGCUCUUCCCCCCAGGUGCGCUCUUCCCCCCAGGUGCGCUCUUCCCCCCAGGUGCGCUCUUCCCCCCAGGUGCGCUCUUCCCCCCAGGUGCGCUCUUCCCCCCAGGUGCGCUCUUCCCCCCAGGUGCGCUCUUCCCCCCAGGUGCGCUCUUCCCCCCAGGUGCGCUCUUCCCCCCAGGUGCGCUCUUCCCCCCAGGUGCGCUCUUCCCCCCAGGUGCGCUCUUCCCCCCAGGUGCGCUCUUCCCCCCAGGUGCGCUCUUCCCCCCAGGUGCGCUCUUCCCCCUAGGUGCGCUCUUCCCUCCAGGUGCGCUCUUCCCCCCAGGUGCGCUCUUCCCCCCAGGUGCGCUCUUCCCUCCAGGUGCGCUCUUCCCUCCAGGUGCGCUCUUCCCCCAGGUGCGCUCUUCCCCCCAGGUGCGCUCUUCCCCCCAGGUGCGCUCUUCCCCCCAGGUGCGCUCUUCCCCCCAGGUGCGCUCUUCCCUCCAGGUGCGCUCUUCCCUCCCAGGUGCGCUCUUCCCCCCAGGUGCGCUCUUCCCCCCAGGUGCGCUCUUCCCCCCAGGUGCGCUCUUCCCCCAGGUGCGCUCUUCCCCCCAGGUGCGCUCUUCCCCCCAAGUGCGCUCUUCCCCCAGGUGCGCUCUUCCCCCAGGUGCGCUCUUCCCCCCAGGUGCGCUCUUCCCCCCAGGUGCGCUCUUCCCCCCAGGUGCGCUCUUCCCCCCAGGUGCGCUCUUCCCCCCAGGUGCGCUCUUCCCCCCAGGUGCGCUCUUCCCCCCAGGUGCGCUCUUCCCUCCAGGUGCGCUCUUCCCCCCAGGUGCGCUCUUCCCCCCAGGUGCGCUCUUCCCCCCAGGUGCGCUCUUCCCCCCAGGUGCGCUCUUCCCCCCAGGUGCGCUCUUCCCCGCCAGGUGCGCUCUUCCCCCCAGGUGCGCUCUUCCCCCCCAGGUGCGCUCUUCCCCCCAGGUGCGCUCUUCCCUCCAGGUGCGCUCUUCCCCCCAGGUGCGCUCUUCCCCCCAGGUGCGCUCUUCCCCCCAGGUGCGCUCUUCCCCCCAGGUGCGCUCUUCCCCCCAGGUGCGCUCUUCCCCCCCAGGUGCGCUCUUCCCCCCAGGUGCGCUCUUCCCCCCAGGUGCGCUCUUCCCCCAGGUGCGCUCUUCCCCCCAGGUGCGCUCUUCCCCCCAGGUGCGCUCUUCCCUCCCAGGUGCGCUCUUCCCCCCAGGUGCGCUCUUCCCCCAGAGUGCGCUCUUCCCUCCAGGUGCGCUCUUCCCCCCAGGUGCGCUCUUCCCCCCAGGUGCGCUCUUCCCCCCAGGUGCGCUUCCCAGGUGCGCUCUUCCCCCCAGGUGCGCUCUUCCCUCCCAGGUGCGCUUUCCCCCCAGGUGCGCUCUUCCCCCCAGGUGCGCUCUUCCCCACCAGGUGCGCUCUUCCCCCCCAGGUGCGCUCUUCCCCCCACGUGCGCUCUUCCCCCCAGGUGCGCUCUUCCCCCCAGGUGCGCUCUUCCCCCCAGGUGCGCUCUUCCCCCCAGGUGCGCUCUUCCCCCCAGGUGCGCUCUUCCCCCCAGGUGCGCUCUUCCCUCCAGGUGCGCUCUUCCCCCCAGGUGCGCUCUUCCCCCCAGGUGCGCUCUUCCCCCCAGGUGCGCUCUUCCCCCCAGGUGCGCUCUUCCCUCCAGGUGCGCUCUUCCCCCCAGGUGCGCUCUUCCCCCCAGGUGCGCUCUUCCCCCCAGGUGCGCUCUUCCCUCCAGGUGCGCUCUUCCCUCCAGGUGCGCUCUUCCCCCCAGGUGCGCUCUUCCCCCCAGGUGCGCUCUUCCCUCCAGGUGCGCUCUUCCCUCCAGGUGCGCUCUUCCCCCCAGCUGCGCUCUUCCCCCCAGCUGCGCUCUUCCCCCAGGUGCGCUCUUCCCUCCAGGUGCGCUCUUCCCUCCAGGUGCGCUCUUCCCCCAGGUGCGCUCUUCCCCCCAGGUGCGCUCUUCCCCCCAGGUGCGCUCUUCCCCCCAGGUGCGCUCUUCCCCCCAGGUGCGCUCUUCCCCCCAGGUGCGCUCUUCCCCCCAGGUGCGCUCUUCCCCCCAGGUGCGCUCUUCCCCCCAGGUGCGCUCUCCCCCCAGGUGCGCUCUUCCCCCCAGGUGCGCUCUUCCCCCCAGGUGCGCUCUUCCCCGCAGGUGCGCUCUUCCCCCCAGGUGCGCUCUUCCCCCCAGGUGCGCUCUUCCCCCCAGGUGCGCUCUUCCCCCCAGGUGCGCUCUUCCCCCCAGGUGCGCUCUUCCCCCCAGGUGCGCUCUUCCCCCCAAGUGCGCUCUUCCCCCCAGGUGCGCUCUUCCCCCCAGGUGCGCUCUUCCCCCCAGGUGCGCUCUUCCCCCCAGGUGCGCUCUUCCCCCCAGGUGCGCUCUUCCCCCCAGGUGCGCUCUUCCCUCCAGGUGCGCUCUUCCCCCCAGGUGUGCUCUUCCCCCCAGGUGCGCUCUUCCCCCCAGGUGCGCUCUUCCCCCCAGGUGCGCUCUUCCCCCCAGGUGCGCUCUUCCCCCCAGGUGCGCUCUUCCCCCCAGGUGCGCUCUUCCCCGCAGGUGUGCUCUUCCCCCCAGGUGCGCUCUUCCCUCCAGGUGCGCUCUUCCCCCCAGGUGCGCUCUUCCCCCCAGGUGCGCUCUUCCCCCCAGGUGCGCUCUUCCCCCCAGGUGCGCUCUUCCCCCCAGGUGCGCUCUUCCCUCCAGGUGCGCUCUUCCCCCCAGGUGCGCUCUUCCCCCCAGGUGCGCUCUUCCCCCCAGGUGCGCUCUUCCCCCCAGGUGCGCUCUUCCCCGCAGGUGUGCUCUUCCCCCCAGGUGCGCUCUUCCCCCUAGGUGCCCUCUUCCCCCCAGGUGCGCUCUUCCCUCCAGGUGCGCUCUUCCCUCCAGGUGCGCUCUUCCCUCCAGGUGCGCUCUUCCCCCCAGGUGCGCUCUUCCCCCCAGGUGCGCUCUUCCCCCCAGGUGCGCUCUUCCCCCCAGGUGCGCUCUUCCCCCCAGGUGCGCUCUUCCCCCCAGGUGUGCUCUUCCCCCCAGGUGCGCUCUUCCCCCCAGGUGCGCUCUUCCCCCCAGGUGCGCUCUUCCCCCCAGGUGCGCUCUUCCCCCCAGGUGCGCUCUUCCCCCCAGGUGCGCUCUUCCCCCCAGGUGCGCUCUUCCCUCCAGGUGCGCUCUUCCCCCCAGGUGCGCUCUUCCCCCCAGGUGCGCUCUUCCCCCCAGGUGCGCUCUUCCCCCCAGGUGCGCUCUUCCCCCCAGGUGCGCUCUUCCCCCCAGGUGCGCUCUUCCCCCCAGGUGCGCUCUUCCCCCCAGGUGCGCUCUUCCCCCCAGGUGCGCUCUUCCCCCCAAGUGCGCUCUUCCCCCCAGGUGCGCUCUUCCCCCCAGGUGCGCUCUUCCCCCCAGGUGCGCUCUUCCCCCCAGGUGCGCUCUUCCCCCCAGGUGCGCUCUUCCCGCCAGGUGCGCUCUUCCCUCCAGGUGCGCUCUUCCCCCCAGGUGCGCUCUUCCCCCCAGGUGCGCUCUUCCCCCCAGGUGCGCUCUUCCCCCCAGGUGCGCUCUUCCCCCCAGGUGCGCUCUUCCCCCCAGGUGCGCUCUUCCCCCCAGGUGCGCUCUUCCCCCCAGGUGCGCUCUUCCCCCCAGGUGCGCUCUUCCCCCCAGGUGCGCUCUUCCCCCCAGGUGCGCUCUUCCCCCCAGGUGCGCUCUUCCCUCCAGGUGCGCUCUUCCCUCCAGGUGCGCUCUUCCCCCCAGGUGCGCUCUUCCCCCCAGGUGCGCUCUUCCCCCCAGGUGCGCUCUUCCCUCCAGGUGCGCUCUUCCCUCCAGGUGCGCUCUUCCCCCCAGGUGCCCUCUUCCCCCCAGGUGCGCUCUUCCCCCCAGGUGCGCUCUUCCCCCCAGGUGCGCUCUUCCCUCCAGGUGCGCUCUUCCCCCCAGCUGCGCUCUUCCCCCCAGGUGCGCUCUUCCCCCCAGGUGCGCUCUUCCCCCCAAGUGCGCUCUUCCCUCCAGGUGCGCUCUUCCCUCCAGGUGCGCUUUUCCCCCCAGGUGCGCUCUUCCCCCCAAGUGCGCUCUUCCCUCCAGGUGCGCUCUUCCCUCCAGGUGCGCUCUUCCCCCCAGGUGCGCUCUUCCCCCCAGGUAUUCACCUCCCACCUCCACUGUUCCCUGCUGUGCCCACCUUCCCCCUUGCUCCCCCUCCUUCCCCGUCCUCCCCUGCCCCCCCAGAGGAGGGCGCGGACCUGCUGCAGGCGCUCGUGGCGCUGGGGGAGGGCGCAGGGGGGGCGGACGGGGGAGCAUUCAGAGGAGGGGGGGAGGGGAGUGCGGAGGCUGGGGAAAAGGAUGGGGGAAGGAGCAGGGGGGGUGGGGGGGUGGAUUCAGCGAGGGGCAAGGCAGGCGGGGGUGCAGCACAGGUGGUGGAGGCGGGGAGAGGAGGCACGCUGGUGGUGAAGUCGGGGCGGCAGGAGAGGGGCGGCGGGGGGUGGGGGGGGGAGCGCGUGUGGGUGGUGGUGCUGAGCUCGGGGGGGCACUUCGCCGCCGUGGUGGUGGACGCUGCCUCCCACGGCGCCGUGCUCGCCCACCGCUCCUUCCACCGGUGCGUGCAGGGAGGGGGAGGAGGAAUGGAGGAGAGGGGGGAGGGAGGGGAAGUGUGUGUGGCACACAUGCAUGGGUGGUGGGGCACACAUGCAUGGGUGGUGGGGCACACAUGCAUGGGUGGUGGGGCACACAUGCAUGGGUGGUGGGGCACACAUGCAUGGGUGGGGGAGGAGGAGCCGUGUGACGUGGACUGGUGGGGAGCUGGCCAUGGCUGCCGUGGCUGCAGCUCUCCCUGCACCCCACUCCCCCUCCCCUCUCCACCCAUGUCCGCCCGUGUGCACCGCUGCCCGCCCAUGCCCGCCCGGCCCCCCAUCAGGUAUGUGGUGCGAGCCAAGGCGGGGGGGCGGCAGGCAACGAGGGACGGCGCGGGCAGGGCGCCGCAGUCAGCGGGGGCGAGCCUGAGGCGCUACAACGAGGCGGCGCUCAUCAAGCCCUUCUGCCUUUCCUCUCCUUUGCUUGCCUUCCCCUCCAUCCCUGUCCCUUUCCCAUGUCUCCUGUUCUUUCUUUCCUACCCUUACCCUCGUGCCUUGUUUUGUUCCCGCUGCCUCUAUUCGUCCUCUCCCCCAACUCCUCGUCCCCCCCAUGGCUCGCAGGACAUACGAGCCCUGCUGCAGCGCUGGCAGCCCUACCUGGCUCAAGCGCAGUUCAUCUUCGUGCACGCCACCGCACCCAACCGCGCUGCACUCUUCGGCACCGCGGCAGAGGCCCAAGCUAGUCGGGGCACAGGGGGGGCGGGGGCAGUGCUGCUGCAGGCGCGCGACCCGCGCGUGCGGAGAGUGCCCUUCCCCGUGCGCCGCCCCACCGUGAAGGAGGCGCUGCGCGUGGCGCACUCGCUGGCACACGUGCACGUGCUGGGGGGGGCGCAGGGGGCCGAGGGGGGCGAGGGCAGGGCGGCGGGGGUGGGGUGUGAGGAGGGGGGAGAGCUGGCUGUGACUGGCAAGGGGGUGGCGCCAGUGAGUGGGGGGGAGAAGGGGGCAGAGCGCAGCAAGGGAGAGGGUGGGGUGCAGAUGGGUGAGAGGGAGGUGGAGGGAGGGUUGCGGGGCACUGGGAGGGAGGGCGAUGGGGAUGUGGAGUUGAAGGGAGAUAGGGAAGGGGAGGAGAGAGGAGAGGCGAGUGGGACCAGUGGAGGGGAGGUGGAGGAGAAGGAGGCAGCGGGGCAAGGGUGGGUGAGGACGGCACUGCAUGUGGCAGCUGCUGCAGGUGGGUGGAUGGUGGGCGCAGCGGGUGUG
Closterium sp. Naga37s-1 is the source of this 7338-nucleotide messenger RNA. The record is from the annotation of a GenBank genome assembly. Lineage: Eukaryota; Viridiplantae; Streptophyta; Zygnematophyceae; Desmidiales; Closteriaceae.